Molecule: messenger RNA, 6887 nt
Organism: Juglans microcarpa x Juglans regia
Lineage: Eukaryota; Viridiplantae; Streptophyta; Magnoliopsida; Fagales; Juglandaceae
Product: DDT domain-containing protein PTM
Exons: 10
Coding region: 191-5401 (1736 amino acids)
Source: RefSeq, a predicted model, not a curated record
ACUUGUACUUGCACAUAUAGAAAAGUCAAAGUGCUGACUUGCACAUCUCUCUCUCUCUGCGCGUGAAAAGCAUUUCCAGAGCGAGAGAGACACUUUGCCCAAAAGGCAAUUCUUGCGAGAAACACCACAACCCUGAAAUAUCUUCAAUUGUUUUUUUCCCUUCCCACAGAUCACGCAAGGGCUGCUCCGAAUGGAGUUCCUGGGAAGGUCCGUGAAGAAAGAGUUCAAGGGCUUCGGGGUAUUCUCAGGGACCGUGAGAUCCUACGACGCCUCGUCUGGGUUCUUCGAGAUCGUAUACGAGGACGGCUGUUCCGAGGAGCUGGAGUUUUCCGAAGUGGCUUCUCUCUUCGAGGGCAGAGAAGAAGCCUCCGCCGCCUCUGAAUUGCCUCACGAAAAACCGCGGCUCGGCCGUAAGCCCAAGAAGCGGCGUCGUAUCGAGCGGAUGUGCGAAGUUCGAAGCAGUUCAGGUAAUUUACUUAAUACUCCUGAAGGAAAUUUGAGGGAAACUGUGGGGACCUGUGGCAAUUUACAUGGAAACGGUAAUUUAAAUGAUGGGUUUGUAAGGAUUUUAGAAAUGGGACAAAGGUUUGGAGGGAAUUUGAGAGAAAGUGUGGAGGUUAAUCUGAAUUUGAAUAUUAAUAUUGAACAAACCCCAGAAAACGAAAGUGGGUUUGGGGUGGAUUUGAAAGAGAGUGUUUCCGUUGGUGGAAAUGUUAAUGGAAAUGAUAAUUUGAAAGACGGGUUUGAUUUGAAUGCUGGGAUUAAUGUGAAUGAGGAGGUGGACUUGAAGGAUGGAUGUGAUACACGUUUAAAAUCUCAGGAAACUCCGAGGAAAAGGGAUUGUAUUGAUUUGAAUUUAGACGUAAGUGGUGAUUUUGAUGAGAACUUGACUGAGGCUAAUUUGGGUUGUUCGGUUUCGGGAAACCAGAAGAAGAAUUGUGGUUUUGAUUUGAAUUUGGAGGUUUGCGAGGAUAUUCAGGAUCUUGAUGGUGACGAUGGAGUAGAAUUUAGGGUUAGCAAUUCUUCUAGGAUUGAAGAAACCCAAAAGAAAGAGAUUGCUGGAGACGUUGAAGAAAAAUGUGAGGAAGAUGGUGGCGCAAAGGGGUCUUUGGAGAAACUUAAUUUAGACAUUAAUGAUGGUAAUUCAAAGCAAGAAGAUAUUAGUGGGUCACUUGAGGCUGCAGUGGGAGAUGUAUCUUUAGUGUUGGCUGAAGGACUUGAGAAGGAAAUUGGUGUUUGUAGUGAAGAUCUGAAAGCUCAUCGUUCUCUUGGUUUUUUGGAUGAAAGCUGCAUCAAGGAUCAUGGUUCUAUGGAAGUACGGUUAGAGGAUGGUCUUUCUGAGGCUGGUGCUACAGUUGUUCAAGGGGACCAAGGUGGCUUAGGAAGUCCAUGUACACAAGGAAGUAGCCGAAGAAAGAGGAGGAGACAAGCAGAUAAUUUGAAAUCAAUCACGGAAACAGUUUUGAGGAGAAGUUCUCGCAGAGGGUCUGCUCAGAAUCAUGUUGUAUAUUCUUUCCAAGAUCCAUUAUCAUCAUCCCCUGCGGUUAGUGUUGUAACAGAGGAAAUGGCGGCAAUUUCAGGUUGUGAAGCAUCUGAAAAUACCAGUGUACUUCCUCCAAAGCUGCAAUUACCCCCUUCUUCACAAAAUUUGGAUUUGGACAACAUUCCCGUUCUUGACCUUUUUUCUGUCUAUGCAUGUUUAAGAUCCUUUAGUACUUUAUUAUUCCUGAGUCCCUUUGAGUUGGAGGACUUUGUAACAGCACUGAAGUGCAAGUCUCCUAGUACAUUGUUUGAUUGCAUUCAUCUUUCUAUUUUGCAAACUCUGAGGAAGCAUUUGGAGUACCUUUCGAAUGAAGGUUCUGAAUCUGCUUCUGAUUGCUUAAGGAGUCUUAAUUGGGAUUUGUUAGACUUAAUUACAUGGCCCAUUUUUAUGGCCGAGUACCUACUGAUCCAUGGUUCAGAAUUGAAACCUGGAUUUGAUAUCAGUCGCUUAAAACUAUUCAGAACUGACUACUACAAACAACCUGCUUCUGUGAAGGUCGAGGUACUUCGGUGUCUGUCUGAUGAUAUGAUUGAAGUGGAAGCUAUAAGGUCCGAGCUUAGUAGAAGAUCGUUGGUAGCUGAGCCUGACAUGGUUUUCGAUCGGAGUAUGAACCUUGAUGUUUGCAAGAAAAGGAGAGUUACAGUAGAUGUUUCUGUGGGCUCUUGCUUGACAGAAGAGAUUGUUGAGGACACCACUGACUGGAAUAGUGAUGAAUGCUGCCUUUGUAAGAUGGAUGGAAACUUAAUAUGCUGUGACGGUUGUCCUGCUGCUUACCAUUCAAAGUGUGUAGGAAUUAGUAGUGAUCUUUUGCCAGAGGGUGACUGGUACUGCCCCGAAUGUGCAAUUGACAGAUGUAAGCCUUGGAUGAAACACCAGAAGUCACCCCGAGGGGCAGAGUUACUGGGAAUUGACCCUCAUGGGCGGCUAUUUUUUAGCAGCUGCGGUUACUUGUUGGUGUCAGAGUCAUGUGACACUGAAUCUGCAUUCAGUUACUACCACAGAAAUGAUUUGAGUGUUGUUAUUGAAGUGCUAAAGACUUCAGACAUUUUCUAUAGUGGCAUAUUAAUGGCUCUAUACAAGCACUGGGAUAUCCCUUUGAACUUAAAAGGAGCUAGUAGUUUUGACUUGAGGAAUCAUUCUCUAUGCUCAGACAUUUUUACAAAGAGGCAAAGCUUGGCUAUUUUAAUGCCCUUGGCACCACUGACAUCUUCAGACACAAAUACUGUUAAGAACGAAACUGACGACAUGAAAGUGGAAGAACAUCCUACCAGUGGAUGCUCUGAUCAUCUUGGCUCUAAGGUUUCCGAGUCUGUGAACUUCUUAGGUUCCAUUAAUGCUACAGAAAGUCCAUAUAUAACUUUAGAAGGAUCAGCUGGAGCUACACAAACUUGUGUAGACAUUCAAAAUUAUCAAAAUCAUGGGGCCCAUGAUUCAAAUAGAUCUGCUGAAUUCUUACAUCAGUCUCAAAUACAAGGAAAGUACUCACGUUUUGGAGACACUUCUUUGGCGUCUACCAGCAUAGAUGUUAGAAGAGAAAGUAAUAUGGAAUCUACUGGUCCUCGGCAGUACCCAUCUGCUAUAACCACUAGAAAAGGUGACACAUUACACACAAAUUGCGGGAUUGGCUACACAAACUAUUACGGUUUUGCUCAAACUGCCUCAUUAGUUGCAGAGGAGUUGAUGCGUAAAUCAUUAGACAAAAUUGAUGAAAACUUCCUACUAUCAGUGGAGGAUAUAAUCUCAACACAAAUGAAGGCAAUUUUGAAAAAAUCUACCAAGUUUUGUUGGCCAAAUAUUAAGAACCAAAACAUAAAUGCAAGGAAAGAGAAGUGUGGAUGGUGCUUUUCGUGUAAAUAUCCAACUGAUGAAAGAGAUUGCUUGUUUAACAUGUAUUUGGGGCCUGUUCAGGAAGGUUCUAAAAAUGAUGUCUUUGAUCUUCAAUCAAAAAAGAACAGGAAGGGCCAUCUUGUAGAUGUCAUAUGCCAUGUUCUCUCCAUUGAAGAUCGUCUGCAUGGGCUUUUAUUGGGUCCAUGGCUGAAUCAAAAUCAUAUCAAGUGCUGGCAUAAAAGUAUUCUUAAGGCAUCCGAUCUAGUGUCUAUUAAAACUUUAUUGCUUGCAUUGGAAUCAAACUUGCAUCCUCUUGCUCUCUCAGCUGAGUGGUCAAGACAUGUGGAUUCUGUUAUUACUGUGGGUUCAGCUUCUCAUGUCGUAAACAGUUCAUUACGUGCAUCAUCAAAACAUGGGAUUAGCCGAAAGAGGGUUAGGCCAUCAGAACCAGAGUCCAAUCCUUCUUCAAAUGCUGCCAGUGGAUUAAGUACGUUCUGGUGGAGGGGUGGUAGGAUUUCUCGUCGGGUGUUUAAUUGGAAGGUUCUGCCUUGCUCCUUGGCUUCCAAGGCUGCCAGACAAGCUGGGUGUACGAAGAUACCAGGCAUAUUAUAUCCUGAGAAUUCAGAAUAUGCAAAGAGAAGCAGAUAUGUUGCUUGGCGAGCUGCUGUUGAGACAGCAUCAAGUGUAGAGCAGCUUGCUUUCCAGGUUAGGGAGCUUGAUACGAACAUUAAAUGGGAUGACAUCGAAAACACGCAUUCUCUUCCUGCAUUGGACAAGCAAUCUGUAAAAUCAAUCAGACUUUUUAAGAAAGUUAUUAUCCGCAGGAAGUGCACUGAAGGGGAAGUGGUAAAGUAUCUUCUUGAUUUUGGCAAGAGGAGAGCUAUCCCUGACAUUGUUAAAAGACAUGGGUCCUUGGUGGAAGAAUCCUCUAGUGAAAGGAAGACAUAUUGGUUGGCGGAAUGUUAUGUUCCCUUGCAUCUUUUGAAAAAUUUUGAGGAGAAAAGACUUGCCCGUAAAUCCUUGGAGAUGAAAUCUGCAGAACUUCUUGAUUGUAGAGUGAGAAAGAGAUCCCCUCAGAAAAGGGGAUUUUCGUAUCUGUUUUUAAAAUCUGAAAGAUCCGAGUAUUAUCAGUGUGGACACUGCAAUAAAGAUGUGCUGAUCAGGGAAGCUUUGAGCUGCAUGUACUGCAAAGGAUUUUUUCAUAAAAGGCAUGUGAGAAAGUCUGAUGGGGCUGUCACUGCUGAAUGUACCUAUAAAUGCCACCGAUGCCAUGAUGGGACUCGAGCGAAGAGUGAUUCAAAAAGAGGGAAAAUUGGCACAAAAGGAGGAAAACUACUGUCACAGAAGAAUAAAAAAGUCUCCAAAGAUUGCAGGUCGGUGAGACUAAAAUGCAGUAAAAAAGCAUCAAAGGGUGGACAAAUUCGAUCUCAAAACAGUAAAAAAGCUCUAGCUGUUGUGCCUCUACGUCGUUCACCUAGGAAAGUCAAAUGCUUGCCACUGCAAAAUAAAAAGCGUGGAGGACGCAGGAAAGCAAAGCAGAUAAAAUCCAGAAAGUCCUAUAAGAAACCAAAGAGAAGUAGUUCUUGGAGGAAGAAGAGAACACAUGUUUACCAGAGUUACUGGCUCAAUGGUCUUCUGUUGUCCAGGAAGCCAAAUGAUGAACGAGUGAUGCAUUUUAGAGAGAAAAAUAUUCUUGCCCCUUCUGAUAAUUUGUCUGCAAUUCUUGAUCAACCCAAAUGCCAUCUUUGUUGUGAAGCAGGUUGUGCAUCUACAUUAAGUUAUAUAUUAUGCGAAAGUUGCGGAGAGUGGUUUCAUGGAAAUGCUUUUGGACUCACUCUGGAGAACAUCGAUAAACUUAUUGGAUUUAGGUGCCACGUAUGUCGCAAAAGGGACCCUCCUAUCUGCCCCCACUUGCUAACUCUGAAGAAUGAUGUGUCCCAGUUGGUUGAGGUGCAAGGUAUUGCUGUGGUUGAACGUAAUGAUGAAGAAUCUAGUGCUGUCUCACCCUUGAGCGAGAUCGUAUGUAAUUAAUUGUCAUGAGAUUUGAGGGUGAAUACCUCAGCACGAUCAGAUUCUGAUCUUCUCUGGUUUGUUGAGAAACCCAUUGGAUGAAAAAGUGAAGGAAUGGAUAAUUAUGAGUGGGUUUACAAGUUUCAACUUGGAGAUAACCAGAGAUCUUCGACUAAGAAGAACUCUUCUCUUUAGGAAAAGGAAGAUUGAAUAUACUGUGGGCAAAGCCAGAAUAACCAAACAGAAGGUUGCGGCAGCAAAGCAGUGUAUUGAGCUAUUCCAAGAGGGUAACAUGAUACUUCACUAGAAAGGAAGGAGAGGUAUAGCUCAUACCUUGAAAAGGUUAUUAAUUUUCACAAGAAACCUUAAACUAUAUAUCACAAGUUUGUUUUGAUGCCUGAGAGUUUUUGUCCCAUCCAUUUAUUCACUGAAAAGGGAGGAAGAAAAAGAUUGAGAACUGUUUUUGUUUGAUCCAAUGAUGUCUAGUUAUGCCAUGUGUUCUAUCUACAUUAUUUUUAUACUGCAAAAAUUGUCAUAAAAACAUUUUGUGCAUCCCCAUCCCCAUCCCCAGGGCUAGGGUGGUGGAUCAAAUCAUAGUGUCAAGUCCCAUGGAGUGUGUGAUAUAUACAAACUUAGAAAACACAUGGGUUAAUUGUAGCUAUCGACUGUAAGCUGUGGUGUCAUGCUCUGUGUGCGUGUGUGGGGUUUUUGUUUUGUUCCACAGGACUUCUACUCUAUGGUAACAUAGACUUUUGACUUAUGUCGUCACAGUUGGCCAGAUAAUGGUCUUCCAGAAUUCCUUGAUGCUCCUGGAAAUUUAUCUAAAUGAUUGCUCUGUUGUCAUAUUUUUUAAGUGAUAAGAAUGAGAAUUUUGAGCCUUCUAUUUUAAUCCUUUUGGCGUCAACCUAUUUUUCUGUGGACCCAAAAAUCUAUUCGAUUUUUCUCUUUUCCAAAAACUCUUAUAUGGGAUUCACGAAUCUAUGACUUGUUACAGGUUUUCAUUGAGCUUCAGAAGACUGCAAUCUCUGCAUAUUUCUGGGAAGAUGCCGGCUAUUCUCGUGAUGGUGAUUGUCCAUCAGUGCUAAAUCCAAUCCAAUCCAAUCCUAUAACCCUUUUUGCAUUCUUUUUAUCAGGUGGGUUGGGUUGUGGUAACAUACGGACUUUGGGAGUGACUUGACUUAGGUUUUAGUUCACAUGACUGACAAUUGAUGCAAUUCAAGGCAAAAGAGUAAGACAACAAAUAGACUUGAAAUUCUUGCAAGAUUAGUAAUUUAUUCACAAGAGAAUGAAACUUGUCAAGAAGGUGGUUUGUGCUUUUAACAAAAUAAACAAGGAAAAAAAAAAAGGAAAAAGGCAUUUAUGUUUUAUAAUCUGAUUGUCGACCAGAAUUGCAAUUAUACAGUCAGUAUGUAUGAGAGAGAGAAAGAGAGAGAGAGAGAGAGAGAGUUGUGAGGAGCCAGAAUGAUGUAUACUGUAGCUUAAAGUAAUGAAUUAAUCCUUUAAUUUU